GUUGACGAUUGCAACCGAUUUUUAACAUCUAUUUACUCUACUUUAAAUUAAUGGCAUUGAAUGGAAAUAUAAUGAAUAGAAAUCAUGGCGAGAAACUCUGACGAACGAUUUAUCAAAACAUGAGACCUCCCACGAAAUUCCGCGUGAAAUCGACAGAAUUGUCUCAUUUUAAAGCGCUGGUCAUAUUCGUGUUUGCAGUAUAUGGAGUCCUUAUUCCGCUCUGGUUUGCUUUCCAUGGCAACAAACUUCUUGGAAACAACGAUCAGUGGAGACGAAUGGUGAUAACAUCGACUUCCACAAGAAUUGCUCGCUCGCAAAUUAAAGAAAAUGGAUAUUUUGAUGCGAAAAAGAAUCUUGGUGGAAAGUCGUCUAAGAACGAGAAAUAUUUAGGGAAAAAAACGAAGAAUGAUUUGUUGAAACAUCGGACAAAGAGACCGCCAACUUUACCAAAACCGAUACACAGUUUUUACCUUUGGCCCAUGUUUAUGCCACCACAACAACCUCGUCGGAAGUUUGUUCAUCGUUACUCAGGAAGAUUGCUCUCAAUGAAGUGGGAACAUUUAUGUUGUCAGACAAUCAACUGUUUACGAAAGUUUCCGCUCUUUCCGCUCCUGCCAAGCAAGAAGAAGUUCAUACGGAGAUUGAAGUUCUCAGACAGCGGCAAAAUGUACGGGCAACGAAUAACAGGACUGCUGAUGCCGCCAGAGAGCGGGAGCUACGCUAUUUACAUAAAAUGUUUAUCUACGUGUGAAUUUUGGUUAAGUGAUAAUGAAUAUCCGCUUUACACCAGACUGAAAAAGAAAAUUGUCAGCGGUAUCCCAGUGGGGCAUGAUAUGAAAGCUAACAACUCAGACAGCAGGUCUCCAUAUUUCAAAGUACGACUGGAGGUUGGUCGAGCAUAUUUCAUGGAUUUCUUACUAACAGUUUAUCGUUAUAUGAAACGACCGUUUGAGAUAUCGUGGAAGCUACCAAGUAAAAACACGUUUAUACCUAUGACACAGGAAUUCUUCAUGGGAUUUCAGAAGAAGCCUGAAUCAAUGACCAGCGUACUUCAACUCCAUGCAUACUCGCCUAGUGUCAAGCUGUCGUCAUAUUUGGAGUCCAUUGAAGAACGUGGUGAGGAUGACGAUGACUUUACCAUUCUUGGCGGGAAAACUGAUCUCACGACGAAUUACACGUUUUUGGAUGGCCAAGGAAAUCAAAUUGUUGUUAACAUGAGUUUCAAAGAUGACCAUCUCUUCUUUAAAAACAACAAGAGCGGUUUAUCGUUCAAGGAAUGCUCCCAAAAGCCUUUGUUUGUGAGAAACAAAACGUUAUCCAAACACGCUGGCGUGUGGAAGACGUCCUUCUCUUCGGUGUUCCCAGGGGAUACAACGGGACACAUGAUGUGCAUUGGGAAUCGUUAUCCAGUGGAUUGUCAAGGAAAUAGAGUGAUGUCACAUGAAACUGUCUCAAAGGUUCUUACUUACUACAGUGAAGCACUACGUGACUCUAAUAUCAGAACCAAAGGUGACUUGAAGAUGCAUCGUUUGGUUAGCAUCAAAGAGAAACGCGACAGAAGAAACGGCUCGUUGAUAUUAAUGGAUGCUAUCAUAAAAGGUCCUGGUACAAAUUCAACAUAUUAUGACUCACAAUACUUUUACCUUGACAAGUCUCUUUCUACGAUAUGCCAACCGCCUGGAUACAUAGUAGGUCGUGACGUGACCGUUAACAUCAUCGUGGUUGCCAAGCGACAGACAAGAUGGUUACGUCACUUUCUCGUCAACAUGGAGAGAAUAUACGUAAAGACAAAUGAUAAGCACAUUAAUGUAAUUAUUGCGAAAUAUGGCCAUGAUGAUGAAGAACUUAUGGAAGAAUAUAAAAGAAGUCGAUUACCGAGCAUUCGUACAGUACGUCACCGUGGUGCGUUUGAUAAACGAAAGGCUAUACGUUUAGCAACAAAAAAGAUCAAAGAUAAAAACAGCAUCAUCUUUCUAAUGGACCUUCAUAUAAUUAUUCCUGAUACAAUCAUCCAACUUGUGAGAAAGUAUACGAUACAAGGUCAGAUGGUAUUCAACCCAGUUCUCUUUCGUUUAUCGCACUGUGGCAGUCCUGCUUCAUCGAAAAACCCACCCAGAGGAUUCUGGGAGACAUUUGGAUAUGGAAUCAUGGGAAUCUACAAAUCUGAUUGGGAUAAACUAGGUAAAUUACGUACAAAGAAGUACAAAAAAGGCUGGGGCGGGGAAGAUUGGGAACUACUGGACCGCGUCCUCACAUCUGGUCUUGCAGUACAGCGGUUUCGCGUGCGUAAUUUCUAUCAUUUUCAUCAUUCAAAAAAGGGAUUGUGGAAUUAAUCUUAAAAAAUAGUCACCAAUUAAU
This is a messenger RNA of Dendronephthya gigantea, 2358 nucleotides long. RefSeq lists its product as uncharacterized. Lineage: Eukaryota; Metazoa; Cnidaria; Anthozoa; Malacalcyonacea; Nephtheidae. Gene Ontology annotation, molecular function: acetylgalactosaminyltransferase activity. The transcript is spliced from 6 exons. Gene Ontology annotation, cellular component: Golgi cisterna membrane. The record is from RefSeq and is a predicted model, not a curated record. The coding region runs from base 120 to 2333 and encodes 737 amino acids.